Molecule: messenger RNA, 1530 nt
Organism: Parnassius mnemosyne (clouded apollo)
Lineage: Eukaryota; Metazoa; Arthropoda; Insecta; Lepidoptera; Papilionidae
Source: the annotation of a GenBank genome assembly
AUGGAAAGUAUUAAAGAAGAGAACAUUCAUCAUACAGCCUUAAAAUUAGCUGAAGAAAUUAAAAACCUUUCUAUUUAUAAAUCAUUUUACAGCGAUAUACAGAAAUUAGUUUCAUCCCCGAAUGUCAAAAAAGAAGAUUUUAAACAAACUCUGCAGCAAGCCAUGAAAGAAAAGGGCUUAGAAACGAAACUGAGAAACACUAUUUAUCAUUUGGUGCGGGCACAGAAUAAACAAACGAAACUAGAUCCUUUGACAACAUUGUCGAAAGCCAGUGCUCAGUGGGAGAAAAGGAUUCAUAAAUCCCUAAAUUCAAUGUGUUCUGACCUGGAAACUUCAUUGGCAAAAUUAAGACCGCAAAGUGAACAAGAGGAAAUAGCAGAAAAGUGGCAAGAACUGAGCACGUAUAACUUGGAUCUUUCAAAGUACAGACCAGUGUACGCACCAAAGGACUUUUUGGAAGUGUUAUUAACAUUAUCGGGUUACGUUCCAUUUACUAAAGAUGACGAACCGAAGUGGGAAUUUGCGCAUCUACCACUUCAAGUGAAGUCGUUGGAUCAGUUGCGUAAAGUGUACCCGGAGUGGGCGAGCGGUGAGCUCCUGUUGGGAGCGAACCCCGAGGCAACGCUAAGUGCGGAGCGAGCGGCGCUAGGGGCGCGAGUGGCGGCGCUGCGCUACGCGCCGCUCGCGCAGGAGUUCCUCAAGCGCGGCAGCCCGCACUGCCUGCGCGCGCAGCUGUGGGCGCACGUGCUCGGCGUCGAGCUCUCAACGCAGCAAAUUGCUUACUUCAAUAAACUAAAGAAGAACGUCCUAGAAGUGGAUCUGAUGAUAGACAAGCUUAUAUUCAAGGAUGUGCAGCUCACCGCUUCUAAUGACGACCAAUAUUUCGUGUUCGAAGACCUGCUGUAUCAGGUAAUGCUAUGUUUCUCACGGGACGGUGAGGUAUUGCAGCAACUCAAAGGUAGCGUCGGGAACCCUCUAACGGUGACCAUCAAGGGUAAGCAGACGUCGCUCGACAGCAUCACCGUCUUCCCCCCGAGUGGUAUCAUACCCUUCCACGGAUUCACUAUGUACGCCACUCCGUUCUGUUACCUAUACGACGAUCCCGUGCAACUCUACUACACGUUCCGGGCUUUCUACGUCCGCUACUGGCAUCGACUGCAUUACAUUUCAACUCAUCCUCAGGGUAUUGUGUCACUGUGCCUUUUGUACGAAAGGCUUUUAGAAGCUAACGAACCACUGCUUUGGAUACACUUCCGAAAUAUUAACAUCAACCCCAUACGAGUGGUAUUCAAAUGGCUCAUGCGAGCGUUCAGCGGCCAUCUUCCACCGGACCAGCUUUUGUUUUUAUGGGACGCGAUCUUGGGCUACGACUGCUUGGACAUUCUGCCUUUACUCGCGGUCGCCAUUUUGAGUUUCAGAAAGGAGAAUAUAUUCCAAGUGAACACUAUUCAGAAUGUAGACGCCGUGCUGGCCGAUCUGUCUACUAUAUCUGUAGUUCCAUUAUUACAACUAGCUUUGAUGAAACCUUAG